AUGAUCUCAGUUGAAGUUACGAAGGUCUUGAACCAUUUAGAAGCCCCAAAGUUGGUGGUAGUUCAGAGUGAGCUCUUGGUGGCCCUUGGGGACACAACCAUUAUGGAAUGUAAAACUUCUGGGGUCCCUCCACCUCAAGUAAAGUGGUUCAAAGGAGAUCUUGAAUUGAGGCCCUCAGCAUUCCUCAGUAUUGACCCCCUCAUGGGACUUUUGAAGAUUCAAGAAACCCAAGAUCUGGAUGCUGGUGAUUAUACCUGUGUAGCCAUCAAUGAUGCUGGAAGAGCAGCUGGCAGACUAACUCUGGAUGUAGGCUCACCUCCGGUUUUCAUACAAGAGCCUUCUGAUGUGUCCAUGGAAAUUGGCUCCAAUGUGACAUUACCUUGUUAUGUCCAGGGUUAUCCAGAACCAAAGAUCAAAUGGCGAAGACUAGACAACAUGCCAGUUUUCUCAAGACCCUUCUCAGUUAGUUCAGUCAGCCAGCUGAGAACAGGCGCUCUCUUUAUUUCAAAUUUAUGGGCAAGUGAUAAAGGAACGUAUAUCUGUGAAGCUGAAAACCAGUUUGGAAAAAUACAGUCACAGACAACAGUAACGGUAACAGGACUUGUUGCCCCGCUAAUUGGAAUCAGCCCUUCUGUGGCUAAUAUUAUCGAAGGACAGCAGCUAACCCUGCCUUGUACCCUGUUGGCUGGAAAUCCCAUCCCAGAACGGCGAUGGAUGAAGAACUCAGCUAUGUUGGUACAGAAUCCUUACAUAACUGUGCGCAGCGAUGGGAGCCUCCAUAUGGAAAGAGUCCGGCUUCAGGACGGAGGCGAAUAUACUUGUGUGGCCACUAAUGUUGCCGGAACCAAUAACAAAACAACCUCUGUGGCCGUGCAUGUUCUGCCAACCAUUCAGCAUGGACAGCAGAUACUCAGCACAAUUGAGGGCAUUCCAGUCACAUUACCGUGCAAAGCAAGUGGGAUUCCCAAGCCAUCUAUCACCUGGUCAAAGAAAGGAGAGCUGAUUUCAACUGGCAGUGCCAAGUUUUCUGCAGGGGCCGAUGGGAGUCUGUAUGUGGUGUCACCGGGAAGCGAGGAGAGUGGGGAGUACAUCUGUACAGCCACCAACGCAGCUGGCUAUGCCAAGAGAAAAGUGCAGCUGACUGUAUAUGGUGAGAGCCACCCAAGGGAGCUUUGCCUUUGA
Messenger RNA from Microtus ochrogaster (prairie vole), 1182 nucleotides. RefSeq names its product hemicentin-1-like (gene Hmcn1). NCBI's taxonomy places the organism in Eukaryota, Metazoa, Chordata, Mammalia, Rodentia, Cricetidae. The coding region runs from base 1 to 1182 and encodes 393 amino acids. Gene Ontology annotation, biological process: homophilic cell-cell adhesion; synapse organization. The transcript is spliced from 9 exons. Gene Ontology annotation, molecular function: calcium ion binding; axon guidance receptor activity. Gene Ontology annotation, cellular component: axon; neuronal cell body; plasma membrane. The record is from RefSeq and is a predicted model, not a curated record.